This is a messenger RNA of Musca vetustissima, 4072 nucleotides long. RefSeq lists its product as uncharacterized. The transcript has 7 exons. Bases 494 to 4072 code for a protein of 1192 amino acids. The record is from RefSeq and is a predicted model, not a curated record. NCBI's taxonomy places the organism in Eukaryota, Metazoa, Arthropoda, Insecta, Diptera, Muscidae.
AAGUAACAGUGACGCAGCUGGUAAGAAACCGCCCAAGAGACCCUCCAUCUUCAGUUUGUUUAGUCGUAAAAGUGAUACGAACAUCAAUCAAGGGGAGAGGGAUCCACGCUUUGAAGAUAGUGGUGGUCGACGUUUGGUACGCAGUAAAAGUGAUGUGGGUUCUUCGUCAUAUAAAUUGAAGAAAGUUUUAAAGGAACCUAAAUCUGCCCUGUCUGCUGGUUCGAAUAAACAUUUACCCACUCAAUUGAGUCCGAUUAUAGAAAACGAUUCCAAGGAGGAUUAUUUCGAAGAAGAUUUCACCAAGCACACUCGAGAACGCCGUAAAUCGGAAGCCAUUACCGAUAAGGAAAAACAUGAAAGUGCCAUUAACGAGCUGUUAGGACGCAGUCAUUCCCAGGCUGAAGUAGACGGUGGAGGUCUGGUAGGACGUAUACCCGUAUCAGACGUUAUUAAAGAGAAAAUUCUAAGCCUACAGGCCAAGUCACAAGAAAACAUGCAUAGCUCUCAGUUGCCGGCCCAAAAAUUGCCGCUGACCAAAGGUCAUACGGUAAACGGGAUGGUGAAACGUCUAUCUAUGGAAAGAUUUUCCCCACCCCCAACCAUAACGGGUCCAGCAUUUUCUUAUAUUCGCCCCAAUGAGGGUAUAACCUAUGCCCAAUUGGAACUGCAGGAUGAACCACAAUCACGCAGUACAUUGCCAAGACGGGAAUACACCCGAUCUCCCGUAAGAGAAUAUCGUUCGCCGGUGCGUGAAAUGCGUUCGCCAUCGCGUGAUAUUUUCACCCCCGAUCGUGAAUUGGUCAGCACCACUGUGGUAAAUCGCAGCAGCCUUAACAAAUCGGAGGAUCAAACCGAUUUCAUUGGAACUAGUCAACGUAACAAUUACUCGCCAAGUUAUAAUACCAACAAUGGUACCACCACGAUCCACAUUGGGGGUUCAUUUUCCCCUUCACCCUGGCAAAUGUUGUCACCACGCAAUCUAAGUGAUGAGGAUGAAGGGCUGGGGUUGGAGACCCGUAAAUACUAUGAUGAAGAUCUAACGCAAACCAAACGUUGUAAGUCCCCAGCUGAACCACCAAUUGUUCCGAAAAUACGCAGCAUAACCCCGCCAAGGGAGAAUGGCUACCAUAGCACGGAUCGAUACCACACACCCAACCGAGAUGUAAAUCCCAAUGAUGAUAUGGGUUAUCGUCGAGCUCGGCUAGAAUCGCGUAUUCUCACUCGGAGAUUUGGUGAUUCGGGUACCUUGGAACGUAAUGGAUACUCCCGGGAAAAUUCCCACGAGAGAGUACUUGACGAACGCGAUCGUGAUUAUCACACCAAACGUUAUCUAAGUCCGGAGAGGGAAAUCCCACGUGAUUCCCAUGAACCUAUGAGGUAUCACAAACCCGAAGUGAAAGAGAUUCUAAAUAAAUAUUCUCCCGAAAGAAGUCAUUUGGAUAUUAUCUCACCCUCGACAGCGGCACCCACCACUGCCACCACCAUGGAAAAGACAUCACGUUACAAACAUACCAAAUACUAUGAUGAUGGUCAUGGUGGCGUGAAGGAGGUCUAUGAGCGGGAGACUCAAUUUGAUCCCGAUGGUAAGCCUCAUGUAAGGGAAACACGUCAUCGGGAACGUUUGGAUUCCUAUACAGGAAAAGUUAUACGAGAAUCAUCACCCCUAAUGGAACCCAGGCACCACCGAGAACGUUUAGAUUCGUAUACGAAAAAUGGCCGGGAUAGUUCUCCGUCUCUGUUGGAGACCAGACAUCGUGAUCGCUUAGAUUCUUUUACACACACCAAGACAACCCGGGAUAGUUCACCCCUAACGGAACGUCAGCUCAUCACAGACUAUGAACCGAAGUCAUUUGAUUCACAAUUUACCACAACCGAUCAAUAUCGUUCAUCACCGGAAAAUAUGAAACGUUACGACAUGAAUUCAGAUAGGGGUGUGAAUACUGGUCGGCUGAGUAGUGAGGAUCGUUGGCACAGCAGCUUGAAGCGGGAUAAGCUGCAGCAAAGGAGCUUCGAUAAGGGCGAUUCGGGUAUUGAAAAUGAUUUCCGCAAGGAGUCCUUCAAUGGAGAUUUGGUGACAAGAUGGCGCAAACCCACCCCCGAUGAAAGCAUCCAAUCCUGUGAAAGUUUCCUGAAAAAAGAACGUCGCUACUGUGAACAUGAACGUCAGCCAAGACGUUCCGAAAAUUAUGUCUAUCGUGAGCGUUCGAUUGAUGAUGGCUCCCAUUUCGAUCCCCACUUGGAUAAAUAUCCACAGAGUAGUGCCACCUUAAAACGACGCGAUCAACAGUCACAAACUAAUCUGCUGGAUCAAGAGAAAACGAGUACCUCAACCCUAAAGCGAUCCAAAAAAUUGGGUGGCUUUGAGAAGGUGAAGCAAUUGUUCACUGGUGGCAGUAGUGGCGAUAAAAAAGAUGCGGAACGUAAAAGUGUUAGUAGCAGCACUAGCAGUAGUGCCGGUACCCAACAGACCAUAAAACCAAAAGAUAAAGACAAAUAUAUGGUCAAGGAGGAAGAAAUUCGUUCGAGAUAUCGUGUGAAUGGUGUGGUCACCAAUGGCGGCAGAAGUAGUAGUGGUGAAGGUGUCGGUGUUGGCACCCAGACCACGGAAACUAUAAGGGAACCAAAGGCCAUUGAUAUAUCCAUGCGUCGUCGUUUAUCGACCCCCAAAGCUAGUCCUCUGUUAUUGAAACGUACCUCAUCGGAUAAAAAUCGCAAAGAAUCGCCCUUGGCUAAGCCGGAGAAGACCAGUUGGUUCAAAUCUCUAGAUCGAAGGGCCAAAAGUAAAUCCAAGGAAAAGCUCAACUCCGCCCAGGAAACCUCAAGUUUGAAACGAAGCAAAAAUAGCCAUCACAAUACGCCUGCAACACAAGCACCUCCUGCAACCAAAAAUCUAAGAUUUUUCGGUGAUACCGAUUUGGAUUCGAAUCCGCCAACCAUAUCCAAGGGCAGCAAAACAUUGCAAAAGUCACGUCCCCCAUUAUCCAGUAAUUUAAAUCGUUCGCAAAAGUAUUCGCAAAGUGCCUAUCACAUUGAUCGCAUACGUUCCGAUAGUCCACAGCGUGAUGACUAUCGCCACAGUUUGGCAUCGGGUAGUAAAUCUUUGGGCCUAACCACAACCACCACCACGAGUUCUAGCACCGCGACAGGCUCCUCACCGGCCCAACGCCACAAAAGUAAUUCCAUGCAUAAUUUGGAUAAUCAGGGUAACGAUGAAGUUGAUUUUCGUCGUCGACGUCAUUACUCACGUUCCCGUGAGUUAGAUCAUAUAUCGGAAAGUGGUUCCGAAACUGAAGAUCAAGAGACAAAAUUACGAGCGGGUUUAAUGGCAGCGCGCACAUUAUCACGUGAUCGUUUGGAUCGUACAACGCGAUAUGAUGAACAUUCAUAUCGCCGCAGUAACGAUAGACCAAUAUCGUCAACGCCAAAUGGUGGUGACACGAGUAGCAGUACACAUCAACAGCAGCAACCGCAACAGCAUCAGCCGAGAAGGACCCAACCGUAUUUGAUGGGUCCACCAAAACCAGCACGCAGUGCUGAACGUAGGGCAAUGUCAUAUUCAAGAGAACGCGAUCGCUUCCCUGCCGAAAGUUCCGGCACUGAGGGUGAAUCCAGUCUACAUAGUCAACGCAGUGUGGUCUAUUUGCAUGCCACAACUGUAGGUGCCAUACCACAGCCAUAUCAAUUGAGACGCCGUUCAAUAUCCCGUGACGAUUUGCGUUCGAAUAAAUCGAAGGCCACAAAUCAACCGCUACAGCCAAUGACACGCACCGUAUCACGUUCCGUUUCAAUGCUGGCACCGUGGAAACCGAAAUUAAUCAGCGAAGGCUAUGAAAUUAACUACUCUCAGGAACAAAAUAAAACGAUGGCAACACUGCCCCGCAAGCCACCCACAAAUGGUAGCAGCAGUACCAUGACACGUUCAAGCAGAAAAUCCGAGCCCUUAUCAACGCGACAUGGUGGUGGCCGCCGGCAUAUGGAUUAUCUAAAAGAUGAUCAAUCAUCCCUGCGGAAUUCAUCGACCACCAGCGCUUCUAAAUCGGGACUAUCCACGAAUAUACAUCGUAAAAAAUAA